GGUCAGGUAAACUUUUCAAAAGGAUGUAAAGAUUGUCAAUAGAAAAUCUCAAAUUACAAUACCAGUGAAUGAAAAAAUAAAUACCUCAAUUAUAAUCUAACAAACUACAAGUAAUUUCAAUAAUUUACUAAAAUGGUGGCUAUCAUUUGAAGAUGUUUACCUAUUGAUAGUUGAGUGCAAUAAAAUCAGUUGCUUUCAUAUAAAUUGACUGAACAACUGGAAUAGUUACUUGUUGUUUGACAGUGUGAUCGAAAAUGACUUCAACUGUAGAGUACCAGGAAAGUUUAGGAGGAAACUCCUUGACGUCUAUGCUGGCUACUAUUUCCCCGGCCAAUACCCACCUGGAGGAAACCCUAGCAACGUUACGGUACGCCUGCCAAGCCCGCUCCAUAGUCAAUCGGGCCAGAAUCAACGAAAACCCUCAUGAUCGUCUGAUUCGAGAUUUGAGAAGCGAAGUCGAACGCUUGAGAGCCCUAAAACAGGUCCACGAGAUCAGUGGCGUGUCUUCCUCCUCCUCUGUGUUGACAGACGACAGCCACAACGAAGAAUUGGAGGAACUCAGGAGCAAGCUCUCGAGCACCGAAGAAAGACUAAACGAAGCUCAGAAAUUUUGGGAUAAGAAAUUCCUGGAAGCGAAGCGAGCCCAGCUCAAGGAACUCGCCGAUGCGGAGAAAUACAAGGCUGAGCUGGAGUCGAAAGUUCGUGUGAUGAACACGGUGGAUACAAACGUCGAGCUGGAGCCUUACAGGACGAACUUCUUAGAAGAGCUGGAGGGAGUUUUGAUGGAAAGUUCUGAUAGAUUAUGUGACAUGGACCAGUUGGACGUAAUCAAGAACUGGUGUUGCGAUAACGGACUCAUCUGCACGUUCAGUUCUCAUUCGAUGAUAAUUAAGGACCCUGUGGAGCAGAAACAGGCGAUUGUUUUGUUCGACCAGGCCGGCAUGGCCGGUUUCGAGAAUGUAAGUGACUUUGUAAAUAGUUUGACGUGGACCAAAGUGAAGAAAACUGUUAAAAUUUUGAGCAAGAAGGAAGUGAUGUUAUCCAUGAAUCAAGUUUAUGAAGCGUUGGCUACUCUGCAGCCUCACGAUAGCGAUAACGAGCUGAAUCUCUUGUUUGCCAAGGUUAACAAGUCCUUGCAGAAAUUUGAGGCCGCGCUUUUGAGUAGCGUUAAGGAUAGUAGUCAUAAAACUGUUACUUUUGAUAUGUGAUAGUUUUGAUAGUUUGUUGCUUAGGCUUUGCAUAAGAUUAUGCAGUUUGUUUUGGUUCCUAGCGAAUUGUGACGUACUUAGACUUCUAAGAAAAAUGUGCGGUUGAUGAAAAUAGUUACCAGGGCCUUGAGAACUUUUUUAAAAAAUGUUUGUUUCGGGUGUCUACUGUGACAUAAUUCUUUCCAAAUUCUUAUAGCCUGCUUUCUGAUUACUUGUGCUUAUCAGGUGUGGAAAAAUUAUUUUAAAAUAUAUAAGUAUGGGCACCUUUUUUAAUUAACCAAUCAGCAGUAUCAACAUUUUCCAUUCUCUCCUCAUUUAAACAAUUUCUGUAAUCAAUUAUCUCAUUCUCAUUUUAGAAUAGUUUUUCUAUGUUUAUCAAAAUUUGUUUUAUGUAAAAAAGUUUCAGUGAUAAUUGCUGAAUUUUCCAUAUUAUGCAGUUCAUGAUGUUCUAAUGAAAAUUCACCAUGAUCGAAUCUGAAUAACCUGGUUUUAAUUUUACAUUUAUC
This is a messenger RNA of Leptinotarsa decemlineata (Colorado potato beetle), 1714 nucleotides long. It is a transcript of the gene neb, whose product is annotated as kinesin family member nebbish. Gene Ontology annotation, biological process: microtubule-based movement. The record is from RefSeq and is a predicted model, not a curated record. NCBI's taxonomy places the organism in Eukaryota, Metazoa, Arthropoda, Insecta, Coleoptera, Chrysomelidae. Gene Ontology annotation, molecular function: microtubule motor activity; ATP binding; microtubule binding.